ACGUUCUAUUCUAUGGCUACACUGGCUACACUCUAUGCCGGUACGAUGAAAGUUUAGAAUGAUGUGGGCUACCAUAUGCGCUAAUUUUGACGGUGAAACCACAGUCUUUGGUCAACGCAAUGAGGAGAAAGCUGGAUCUCAACUAUACGAGGUCCGUACGCAGUUUACAAUUUGUGCGGACUCGCCUGGCGUCGCAGUGAACCCAGCUGUCAAGGGCGUUGUUUCGCAGAAGCAUCUUGCGGUUGCGAUUGACGAUGUUGUCAACGUAUUCAAGCAUGGUAGCUUCCUCUUCUCUACGCGUUUCGACGCUGCCGUCGAUGCCGUCGCUUUGUGCAGCGACGUGCUGGAUGGACUUCUCAUUGUUGCGGAAAGAAGUGCCAACCUCCACAUAUUCACCGUCGAGUCUGCACAGUCCAUCGUCAAGCUACCAGUUCCUAGCACGGAAAAUGACGAUACCGCUGCACUAUUUCGUUCCGUGGACGUGAAGAAGAACGGUGACAGCUACACCGUGUGCGUGCUAACGGGACACCAUGUCAUAACAGCCACAAUCAGCAACGCCGUGAUCGCGCAGCUCGCAUCAGCGGACCAGCCAGACUUGUCGCCGCUCCAUAUCCGUAUUGUCGACGUUAACCAACACCCGGGACGAAAUGAUUUUAUGCUUUCUUUGGUGUCAAUGGCUAGCGCCUGUGUGUUGGAUGACGAUUUGUUGGUCACUGGUGGACAAGGAGCUGUUUGCUGCAUUCCCAUGGACGCCAACAGUUCGGCUUAUCGCAUCCUUAAUGACAUUGCUGGCGAACAGGUUCGUAAAAUGGUUGUAGUAGACAGCCUCUGCACUCUGCUUACUCUCACUGAAGGCAGCCGUCUCGUCACCAUCUGCUUGAAGACAUUCCUUAUCAAAGACAUUUGGUCAGAAAAGACUGUUGCGGACUUUGUUUUCUGCGAAGAAGCCGCCUCCAAAACCGAGCGUGGACCUGAGCUAGAAUGCAGAAUAGCGGUGCUCACAGCUAUUUCUGAAACUUCAACCAGAAGACUAGAGAUCUACAGCUUCCCUGACUUUUCCAUGCUGUAUGCAUUGGAAGUUAACGAGACCUGCCACAUGAUGGCAUUUUGUGACUCUUUAGAAAAUUUCUGGAUAGUUGAAGGCUUUAGUGAUAAUGAAGAAACUUUAACUGAGCUUAGAGUUCGGACGAUCAGCGAGGCACUCCCAGAAAAUCAUUUGAUGAAAUUGAUCAACAAAAACAAGUUUGCAGAGGCUGAAGAAUUUGCAAAGCUGUUGAACCUCUCUGUUGAAGAAGUACACUGGCACCACCUUCUGUACAUCCUCAAGAAUCUGAGUACCACGCUGACAGAUGCAUCGAUGGAUGAAGAGGAUGAACUUAAACUGGUACAUGAAGUUUUCAACUUGGUGAAGAUGCUUCCGGAUGUCCUACAAGCAGCUAGGUGCUGCAUUGAGACACCUGUUGCCUCACCUACUGUUGCAUCUAAGCUGUUACUCUUCUUGCAAGGACAUGUAUCGUCUGCAGAAGAUUGUGACAUUGAGGAGCGUGAUAGUUUAUCUGCUCAGAUUAUGUUGCUACUGAACAGAGCUACCACAUUCAGAUUUCUGUGUGACAGUGACUUUAAAAGUGACUGGUUUGCAUUUUCACAAGCUGACCUCAUCCAGGAAAUUUGUGUCCUUUUCAGAGAUGAUCACAUGCCUGCAGGAUUUUUCAUUUGGGAGCGCCAUCAGGAUGAGUUCUUGGGAGGCUUGAGCUGUGAUGUUGUAGAGCAUCUUUUAGAUGCCAUUCCAAUGACCGCGGAGCUCUCCUCCCUUUUACAGUGGCUUAAAGGCAGCUUUCUGCCUCUAAUGUUUGAGUCAUUGCCUGAGAGCCUUGAAUGCAUCUGCCAGUGGAUUGUAGAUAGAGUUCUGCGGAUGGAAGUCAGCAAUAAGUCGCUCUGGCCCUCUGGAGCCUUGGGACUUGUAAAGGUUGUCUUGGAUCAUUUUCAAAUGACCAGCGCAAUGGCAGACUGUUUGCCAUUGAAAACUUGGCUGGUCGUGCAUGGUGCGCCAAAAAGAAUAAGGGACAAGACAAGUGCAUUGAGCAAGCUGUACCGUCUCUCCUUGGAUCUCCAGAACCUUGAAGUUCUGUGGAGCAAAUACAAGUGUUGUCUCACCCUGCAAGAGCUGCAAAACACUGACAAGCAGGAGGUGGCAUUUGCAAUCCUCGAUGAAGCCAUUACAAAGCAGCAAGUUACAUCACUCGUGCAAGGAUUUCUGAUACAAUUUGUUGAAACCAGUGGGUUGGACAUUUCAAAUGUGCUGCAGUCCUAUGUUGACCAAGUGCUUUGCUACAAAGGUGCCAGUUUGAUGCAUGAUGAGCUUCUGGAAGACAAGAUGGUUGCCUUAGCAGCACUUAUUGACCACCCUCAUUGUUGGCUUGUGGCUGUGAAGAAGAUCCUCAGCCAUGCACAUGUGCCAUGGAGUGAAAGUAUUGAAGGGCUUGCAGAUCAUGGUUCCUUGCUGAGAGGCUCAGCUGCCAGAGAGAUUGACUACGAGAGGAAGCGAAUGCAGGCUAAAACAAUUCUGUUGAGCUAUGAUGUCAACUUGUUCCGAUCAAUGACACUCAGCAAUACUAGUACGCUGGUAAGAUGCAUUUUGCUUUCUGAAAAGCAAGAAGCGUUGCAGGAUGCUCUCACUGUCGCCAAGAACUUAGGUGACAUGUCGGAAAUUGAUGUCUUUUUGCUUUACCUGCAAAUGGCUUAUGUAAAAGCUGACAUUGAUAGAUUUGCUGAGGUCUUGCAGAGUGUCCCACAGGAGCUAUUCCUUGAAGUUGCUCCCAGACUGUCAGCAUUUGCAGAGCUACUCUUGAAACGUCACAAUAUAUACUCGAAGGUGAAAACUGCUGGCCUUAUGGAAUGCUGGCAAUACUUACUGAGUGUCUUGCAGCAGACUUCAAGUGCUAGUGCCUUCGAUUAUGAUACACUGCACCGUCAGGUGCGCCAGGGAAUGGUGCUGAGAAGGGACUUUGGCAUCACUGUUUCUGCCGCUGAGCUCUGUUGUGAAAGUGACAAGCAUGAAGUCUUGAAGCAAGGCUUCCAGAAAGUCUUGUUGAGUGAACCCGCACAAGGUCAAGACACAUGUAAGAAUAUCUGUAGAAAGGCGCUUUACCUUGCUGGGGUCUUGAAACUUGAUUCGCAGUCUGCCAUAGAGGUCAUGCUCACUUUGGUGCUUGAGCUUAAACGAGAUGACAUGGUGGACUCACUGUGCACUUGCCUGCUGGAACUUCACAACAUCCGAGAAACUAUACUUGUUAUCUUGCCCCUGAUAUUUUGUCAGUGUGAAGAUGUGUCGCACAUAGCUACUAACGUGCACAAGAUCGCUUCCCGUGUAGGACUGGCAUCCGGAGUUAACAAUGUCAAGAAGUGUACAAAUGUCGCUCUUUGGGCAGACAUUUUAGUGCAAGCCUCAGUUCCGCUCAGCGGUGUUGAUCAUUCUUCAACUGUUUCUGCAUGUGUAUGCUCGACCAAGGAACAGAAUUUUUUGCACAGUAGGCACGGGUAUGCACUGGACAAGAAGCAAAUGCUGAUGCACUUAGCUGCUCUUGGAAAAUCUGUGUGGAACUUCCUAGACAAGCAGCACGCAGAACUUCUUGAAGAAGUGAAGCUCCAUUUGCAAGCAACCUGCCAGUAUCUUAGCCAGAGGUCUCAAGAUGAGCUUUGCCUGUCUGUGGUUGCUACAGUUUUCCAGAUGUUUCUUGAUAUCCCACAGCAACAUUCAGUGCACAAAGCACUUCAAGAAGUUGCUGAACACCAUAUCAGCAAAAAUACAAUUUCAAUCGUGACCAGGGCUUCAGCUAGAAAACAUGCCGACAUGCCUUUCUUGAAGGGCUUGCUGUGCAACCUGCAACCUCGAAAGGCACUUGCAACGUUGAAGAAGCUUCUUGGUCAGUGCAACAGCAACUUCAGAUUGCUUAAAACUGUUGCUACUGUCGGUUUUGAAGUAUGCAGUGACUCAGCCCAGAAAUCUGCAUUUCGAGCUCUCGUGAAAGGUGCCUACUGGUGCCAGAAGUUGGCUAAAGCUGACAUUUCUUUUGCAGAUGCAAUGACAAACCAGAACCCUGCCAUCUUAAUGUCUGUUCUUGAGCAAAUGGAAAAGUCUCUGUUGAUUGAUGUUGAUGGCCUCAUGAGUUACUGCACUUCCUUUAACAUAAACAUAGAGGUAUCCCUUUCUCGAAGGCUUGAGUUCCUCCUGUGUACUCAAGCAGAAGACCCUUGUACUGAGGGCUGGAGCCUGCCACAAAUACUAGCAGAGGCUUCUCAUGUGCUUGAACAAAUGCCCAAAGUGUCGGUGCAAAAGGUUCUCAUGAAGACUCUAGCCAAGGUAAACCCAUACCACUAUGAAGUUUUGCGAUUUGGCUAUGACUACAUAAGAGCCAUUGAAGAAGGACCAGACAGCGAUGUUCAGAGGGAAAUUGAAAUACUGCACUUCCUUGAGUCCUAUGAAAGGUACAGCCCUCCUUCAGAACAGGAAAUGGACUUGUGGUGUGAAGAAUAUCCGGUGGCUGAGAUUUCGUCUCUCAUGCAAUCAAGACUACCAUUUCGCCAUUUGCUUAAGUCAUCAUUGUGGCACUUCAUCACCAAUGAGUUGCACCCUGAAACUGCGGAUGCAUGGCUGAAUGUUGCAGACACACUUAGGCUGAAUAAGGAUGACAUCCGGUUCAUUGCUGUGGAUAAUGCCAUUCGUAUAUGGAGUGCACAAAAGCAUAAGGGAAACAUACUAGAUGUAGCAUUUCUUUCAAGUGUCAAGAGACUGAUAGCGCAGAUGAACAAGAAGGACAAGGCUGUUGCAUGCCUGAUGAAUCUUCUAGAGAACUUGCCAAAAGGCCCAACAGCCACGAGUGUAGCUAAGGAGUGUGCUACAUUGCCUGAUGCAUUUUUUGUAUCUGGUGAGGUGAAAUCUAAAGUGAGUGAUGCAAAGAUGAAAUUUAGGAGGAAGUACAUAAAGCAACGAAAUGAACAACUACUCAAGCAGCACAGUUUGAACUCUUCUUCGUACUUGGCACUCUGUGGCAAAACAACAGACCUUGUAGCUGCAUUGCUGGAGGACACAAGGUGGCACCUUGUUUUUUCUGAUACAUCAGUACUUUACAGCUGCAUAAACCAGAUUGCUGCGACUGAUGAUGUCGUCUCGGUAGACUUUUCCAGUCUCCUUGAGAAAUCUGUAACACGGUGGCUAGGGUUCCAGGCCUCUGAAUAUACUGGUGAUGAAAGUACCUUGGAACCUUAUUUGCAGGCGAGUCAUGUGGGCAGUGCAAAAAGAUUUGCAGGUUUCAUCACCAUUGUUCAUCUAAUGCAGCAUAUUCCAGAGCAGAUGAAGGAAGUGCUUUCUUGCAUCGCAUCAGUGAGUGAUGGCUUUGUUGGGCUGAGACCACGUGUCCUCGCCACGAUGUGCAUGCUAGCUGGUUUCGGAAUCUCGGAUCCCACUCUUCUUAAUAUGCCGCAGAAUAGCGGUGUAUCCAACCUGGAGGAAUUGAGAGCUUUGUCUUACAAAGCCAGAUUACAACAGCUUGGCAUACCACUCCCGUCUUCGGGUCUUGAUGCAGAUGGUGCCUCUGAAAUUGUCAGUGCAGCCCUCCAGUUACAUAACCACAACACUGUGGCACUAGAGUUGGUGGGCAACCUCUGCAUUGAGUAUCAUGUGCAGGCAGCGCCAACUUGGGAAGCAUUUCUGUCAGCUGCCAUUAGUGCUGGUGCAACUGAUGUCAUUUGCCGUGUUUUGCCCAUGCUGGGUGGCCAUCCGCUGUUGUGGUCCAAACCAGCAUUCAUCUGUGCGUGGCAGUAUAUACUUCAGAGCGCACCAGCCUCACUGUUUGGUGCAUCAAGUGGACUGCUGCAGUUGUUUCUUCGCUGCCCAUCUGUCCAAAGUCUUCCACCCUUGCUUCACGAAGAUGAUGUUUACUGCGAUCAAGAGGGCGUCUUGUUCUACUUUGUGUACAUGUUGUUGAGAGAGUCGGGAAGUGUUCAGUAUAGUGCAAGAAAAUUGCUAAAGCAGUUUUCUUCAAGGUUACUGAAGUUGCUGAUAGCUUGUAAAGAUCAGGUGAACAUUUUAAAACUUCCAAGCACAAAUCGAGUUUUUGGGGAGAUGCUUUAAUUGCUUUUUUUUUUGCUAACAAAGGUAUGACUUAACUGUGAUGGAACUGUACCUCAACAAAACUGUGACUCUGGUGGAAGUUUUGUUGCCAUUGACAACAUGGUAUUAAACAGAAGUUUGAUUUUUCCAUAUUUGCAGUUGUAUGUC
This is a messenger RNA of Dermacentor silvarum, 6277 nucleotides long. Its product is annotated as kinetochore-associated protein 1-like. Gene Ontology annotation, molecular function: small GTPase binding. The record is from RefSeq and is a predicted model, not a curated record. The transcript has a single exon. Gene Ontology annotation, biological process: mitotic sister chromatid segregation; mitotic spindle assembly checkpoint signaling; protein localization to kinetochore involved in kinetochore assembly. Gene Ontology annotation, cellular component: RZZ complex; cytoplasm; kinetochore microtubule. Lineage: Eukaryota; Metazoa; Arthropoda; Arachnida; Ixodida; Ixodidae. Bases 59 to 6130 code for a protein of 2023 amino acids.